AUGAGGAGAAGGUCUGUGUAUGCCCCCCAGCAGCAGCAGGAGGAGGAGGUGUUGUGUGGGGGUCCGGGGCCCGGUGGCCAGGGGACUGGGGGUCCUGGUGAGGGGGGUUCUAGUGAUGAGGGAGCUCUCAUGUCACAGCUCUACACUGUGCUGAAGGACUUUGAUGGCCUGGAGGAGAUAGACAGAGCCCUGGGGAUACCUACUCUGAUGGGACAGGGUCAGUCUGUAGAGCACGACCAGUUCUCUUCAGACCCGUCCAUGUUGUUGGACCAGAAGCCUCCAGUGUACGGCCAGCAGCACCAGCAGGACCCCUCACCCGGCUCCCAUCUAGCCCAGAGAGGAUACCACGACCCUGGGUCCGGCAGACCCAUGCAGGACCCCCCACCCAGCUCCCAUCUAGCCCAGAGAGGAUACCACGACCCUGGGUCCGGCAGACCCAUGCAGGACCCCCCACCCAGCUCCCAUCUAGCCCAGAGAGGAUACCACGGCCCUGGGCCCGGCAGACCCAUGCAGGACCCCACAGGGCAAGGCUUCCACCCCAUGGCUGGCCAGAUGGGCCCCAGGCCAGGAUACCCCAUCAUGAGGAUGCAGCAACGACCAGGGCUGAGGCCCCAAGGGGUGCUUCCUAACCAGCCUAAUACACUGAGGUUACAGCUGCAGCACCGGCUACAGGUACAACAGAACCGACAGCCAAUGAUGAACCAGAUGAGUGGCGUGUCCAAUAUGAACCAACCCUUACAGUCCAACAACCCCAACCAGGGGACCAUCAAUGCUCAGAUGUUAGCCCAGCGGCAGCGGGAGCUGCUCAGUAACCAUCUCAGACAGCGACAACUGGAGCACCAGAGACAACAACAACAACAUCAACAACAACAGCAGCAGAGGAACAUGGUGAUGAGAGCCCAGGGACUCAACCUACCUCCCAAUAUGGCCGCCGCCAACAUGGCCGCAGCUGCUGCAAGUGGCCUAUCAGGAGGGAUGAUUAACCCCCGGAUCCCCCAGACCACCAACCCCCAGCAGUUCCCCUUCCCACCCAGCUACGGUACCAGUACAGGCCCGGCCCUGGCUUCACCCCCUCCUCCUCACCCCUCUACCAGCCCCUUCUCCUCCCCCCUCUCCCCCAGCCUGCCCUCCUCUCUCCGCACCCUGCAUGGCUCUCCCUCCUCCCAGAUGAUGAUGGCGGGUGCAGGACAGUUUGGGGCUGUAGUCAGCCCUCAUAUACAGCAGCUCAGCUCCUUUCAGUUCCCAAACUCAGGUAUGUCCCAGCAGCCUGACGGAGGGUUUGGAGGACCCACCACGCCCCAGAGUCCCCUGCUGUCCCCCAGGAUGGUCCACGCCCAGUCUCCCAUAAUGCAACAGCAGGGCCAGGGCUUGCCUGACAUAAACGGUUGGCCCCCGCAGGGGAACAUGGGAGGGAACAGUAUGUUCAGUACUCAGCAGUCUCCUCCCCAGUUCACCCAGCAGCAGCAGACUAACGGGGGCGCGGCAAUGUACAACGGCAACGGAAUGAACCACAACGUCUCCAUGGCAACCAACGCCAGCAUGGGUCAGAUGGCUGGACAGAUGGACGUCACCUCACCUGAGAUUACCUCCAUGGGACAAGAACCGAAAUACUGCUAACCCUGGUGGAGUGUUCAGCCAACCAGCACCUUGAUGGUAAUACCCAGGAUCCAAUGAGCUCGCUGGUUCAUCUUCAACCAACCAAUCAACCAACGGCUCUUU
Salvelinus namaycush (lake trout) is the source of this 1719-nucleotide messenger RNA. RefSeq names its product nuclear receptor coactivator 2-like. The record is from RefSeq and is a predicted model, not a curated record. Gene Ontology annotation, cellular component: nucleus. The coding region runs from base 1 to 1617 and encodes 538 amino acids. Gene Ontology annotation, biological process: cellular response to hormone stimulus; positive regulation of transcription by RNA polymerase II. Gene Ontology annotation, molecular function: nuclear receptor binding. The transcript is spliced from 9 exons. NCBI's taxonomy places the organism in Eukaryota, Metazoa, Chordata, Actinopteri, Salmoniformes, Salmonidae.